GAUAUGUCGGUGACAAUAUUGGAUGGGAAGUGCGUGGCCUGCGCUGGCGAUACCAUCGUCAGACCAUGCCCCCAGAGGUGGUCACUGUUGGGCCACAUGGGCUUGUUUCUGGGCUUUGAAGGAAGUCUGAUCAGCCAUGAAUCACUAUGGGAGCUAUUCUGUCACAUGUUUGCCAGCUUUUCCAUGGUAAAAAGCGUGAGUUCGUUGAAGGUAUAGUGUGCCAGGCAGAUGAGCUUGAAGAUGAUGAGAUGCGUAUCUGUGACCUGGCUGGUGAGGGGCGUAUCCUGGUCGUCAAACACCAGGGGCAGAUCUCCGCCCUGGGCACCAAGUGCUCCCAUUACGGCGCCCCCCUGGAUAAGGGUGUGGUCUCCAAUGGCAGGAUCCGCUGUCCUUGGCAUGGUGCCUGUUUCAACGUCAGCACUGGAGACAUCGAGGAUUUCCCGGGACUCGACGGCAUCCCUUGCUACCAGGUUGAAGUGGGUGAUAGCGGUGACGUGAAAGUCCGCGCUAAAAGACAGCAUAUUCAUGAGAACAAGUGCACCAAACAGCUGGGCAAGAGAUCCGAUGAGUGCAAGGAUGUGGCACUGGUCCUCGGCGGCGGUGCGGCGGGCGCCAGCUGCGUGGAGGCGCUGCGGGAGAGCGGCUUCAAAGGCCGGGUCGUGCUAGCGACCAAGGAGAAGUACCUGCCGUACGACCGGCCCAAGCUCAGCAAGGCCCUGGACAUGGAGGCCGAGAAGAUGCAGCUUCGCUCCACCGCGUUCUACGAGGCCAGUGACAUCGAAGUGCUGACAGAACACGAAGCGACGUCUGUUGACAAGGACGAGCGCAAAGUGUGCUUCAAGAACGGCGCGGAGUUAACCUACACCAGCCUGGUCGUGGCCACCGGCAGCAGGCCGCGCGUGCUGGCCGUGCCCGGCUCCGACCUGGAAAACGUCUGCGUCCUGCGCAGUCCCGAGGACGGCAACGCCGUGGCGGCCCGGCUCCUGGGCAGGGACGUCGUCAUCAUCGGCAGCAGCUUCAUCGGCAUGGAGGUGGCCGCGUACUGCCAGGGCAAGGCAGCCAGCGUGGUGGUGGUGGGCUCGAGCUCCGUGCCGUACGAACGCUCCCUGGGCCCCAAGAUCGGCGCCAUGCUGCAGGCCAUGCACGAGGCCAAGGGCAUCGUCUUCAAAAUGGGCCUGAGCGUGCGAGAGUUCAAGGGCGAGUCGGGCCGGCUGACCCAGGUGCUGUUGACGGACGGCUCGGAGCUGCCGGCCGACGUGUGCCUGAUGGGCGUCGGCGUCACGCCCUGCACCGAGAUGCUCAGAGACGUGGUCAAGCUGGACAAACAUGGAAACGUCGUCGUGGACAAGCGGCUGCGGAGCUCGGCAGACGGGAUCUACGCGGCCGGCGACAUCGCGUCCUUCCCGCUGCCACUGGCCGACGACGAGCUGGUGGUGAUGGGGCACUGGCAGCUGGCGCACUACCACGGCCGCGUGGCCGGCCGCAACGCCGCGGGGCUGCAGACCGACGUCAGCACCGUGCCCUUCUUCUGGACACAGCUGUUCGGCAAGAGCAUCCGGUACACGGGCUACUGUCCCAAGUUCGACGACGUCAUAUUCGACGGCGACGUGGACGAGCAGAAGUUCGUGGCGUUCUUCUGCCAGGGCGACAAGGUGAAGGGCGUGGCCUCCAUGAACCGGGACCCGGCGGCCGCGCGCUGGGCCGAGCGCAUGGCCGCCGACGGCUACCCUAGCAAGCAGCGCGUGAUGGAGGAGCUGGCGGAGAAGAGGGCGGCCGAGUAGGGGCCGGCGCCGCCGCCCCCUGCCGCUGUGUGGGCGGCGGGGUCCGCCUCUGGCGCGGCAGGGCGCCACGGUCGGUACGCGCCCGGUCUGCAAGGGCGUGUUGGUGGUGCUCAUCUGCAGAACCGCCGGAGCAUCUGUUGUAUUGCGACGUGUGUCUUCCGACCUUGGGUGGUGAGAUGGUGGUGGGUCGUCGCUGAGUCUAUAUCCUGGGGCCAAUUCGUUCUGUUUCCGUCCUGAUCUGGUUGUGUAGCCUUCGUUAUCAAGUGCACGAUGGGAACAGGGUCGAGCGCAGUUGCUUUAUCGCACAUCAGAGACGUAAAUGAGCUAUAUAC
Molecule: messenger RNA, 2113 nt
Organism: Pollicipes pollicipes
Lineage: Eukaryota; Metazoa; Arthropoda; Thecostraca; Pollicipedomorpha; Pollicipedidae
Product: apoptosis-inducing factor 3
Exons: 12
Coding region: 147-1781 (544 amino acids)
Cellular component (GO): cytoplasm
Molecular function (GO): oxidoreductase activity, acting on NAD(P)H; 2 iron, 2 sulfur cluster binding
Source: RefSeq, a predicted model, not a curated record